Messenger RNA from Leptopilina heterotoma, 1644 nucleotides. RefSeq lists its product as uncharacterized. Lineage: Eukaryota; Metazoa; Arthropoda; Insecta; Hymenoptera; Figitidae. The coding region runs from base 1 to 1644 and encodes 547 amino acids. The record is from RefSeq and is a predicted model, not a curated record. The transcript has a single exon.
AUGAGAGUGUCUCAUAUAAAAAAUUAUCUUGACGAUCAAGUGUCGCAUAUGGAUUUUAUCUCAAGUGCUGUGAAUAACUUAACAAGUGUUGGUGUGUCUAAUGUGUCAUCACAUCGUAUUGAAACGCGAAAAACCGCCCUUCAAGAGGAAUGGAGUAAAUUUACAUUGAAAAAUGAUGCAAUUAAAAUUGCUGUCCGUCGAUUAACAUCGCGAGAUAAGGAAUACAUUUUUCGACGCUCUUAUUUUUCUGAAAAGCUUUUCAAUGCCACACAAGAAGCAUAUCUUGAAGCUUUGGAAACUAUAGAUUCAAUGCUUGAUCGUUUAAAAAAGGAUUCACGUUCCCCUUCUGUUCAAUCAGGUUCACAAGUGUCAUCUUUUCCCUCAAGCGGACAUUCUGGUCCACGUUUACCUUAUUUAAAUUUACCGAGUUUUGAUGGUUCUCCCUCGGAAUGGCUACCUUUUAAAGAUUUGUUUGAUUCUAUGGUGUUAUCAAAUUUAUCUUUAUCACCCGUACGGAAACUACACUAUUUAAAACAAUGUCUCAAAGGAACUGCAGCUUAUUUACUAAAAAAUACAACAUUAACAAAUGACAACUUUCAAAAGGCAUGGGAUUCUUUAAUUGCUUUCUAUGAAAAUAAACGGUUAUUAGUCAAUUCAGCUUUGUAUUCAUUUAUCACACUCAAAAGAAUGACAAAGGAAUCAUCUGUGGAAAUGGAAAACUUAUAUACUUCUGUCACGCAAAUUCAUCGUUCUUUAGAAACUCUCGGCAGAUCAGUUGAUAAGCAGGAUGAUUUCUUCGUUUUUCAAACUGUGCAAAAACUGGAUUGCGACUCAAUAAAAGCGUGGGAGCUGCAUUUAGGCUCUUCUCAAGACCCUCCGACGUGGAAAAAACUUGUUAAAUUUUUACUUACUAGACUGUUAACUCUCAAAGCUGUAGAAAAAUCACGUAAUCCUGCAAAUUCAUCAAGUUCACAACCUGCAAGAGUGAAUCUAGCAUCAGAGGAUCAACAAAACAAUACUCAGUGCUCUAUUUGUUCAGGAGAACAUUAUAUAGCUAAAUGUCCGGAAUACACGGGAAAAACUGUUCAAGACCGCAAUGAAUUAGUGAGAAAGAAUAGACUAUGUUACAACUGUCUCGGAUCACAUCGUGUUGCUGAUUGCCGUUCGACAAGACGAUGUAUGAAAUGUGCUAAAAAACAUCACACAACCAUUCAUCGGGCCAAUAAAGAAAAUUUUGACAAAGCUACCAAAGAAAAUAAUGAAACUUCUUCUUCCGAUUCAAGUGCUCAAGUGAACUGUGCAUCAGUGAAUCAAACUUCUUCACCUUCCAAAACUAUCUUAGCAACAAUUCAACUCAUUGCAGCAUCUGAUAAAGGAGAACAACUUAAAGUUAGAGCGUUAGUUGAUCCAGGAUCUCAAAUUUCGUUUAUUUCUGAAAAACUUGUGCAAACUCAUCUCAAUGAUCUUCAACUUGCUGAUCCUGAUAUCACGUCGUCGAGCGAAAUUGAUAUAAUCAUUGGAGCUGAUUAUUAUGGAUUAAUUUUGGAAGAAGGAAUUCGUCGUGGAUCUUCCUCGUCUCCAGCUGCUCAAGCAACAACUUUGGUUGGAUUCUUUUUGGUCCAUCAAAUUCAUCACCAGCAAUAA